CCAGCAGCAGACGAGUCUCCAACUCAGUCUGCCGCCCCUCCGUAUCCUCUGGUUCAUGGAGUGUACACUUUCCAUCCAAGUGCAACAACUGCUGGGGGUCCACCCGACGCACCACUACGAGGGCUACAGCGUGGAGUUACAGAUGAAGUCUACAGAGGUGGACCAAGGGCUAUUCACAGACAGCUACUGCAAAGUGUGCAGCGCUCAGCUCAUCUCCGAGUCCCAGAGGGUGGCCCAUUAUGAGAGUCGGAAACACGCCAACAAAGUGCGGCUCUAUUACAUGCUACAUCCUGUGGAUGGAGGCUGCCCGGCCAAGAAGCUCAGAACAGACAACGGCAGCGAUGAGAGCGACGUGGACAAGAACAAGUGCUGCACGUUGUGCAACAUGUCCUUCACCUCAGCAGUGGUGGCACAGUCUCACUACCAGGGUAAAAUCCACGCUAAGAGGCUCAAACUGCUGCUGGGAGAACAGCCUGCCAUCACAACCAAAGAGGCAUCCCACAGUGAUGUAAAGAGCUCCCCAGAAACGUCUCCCAUGAUGUCACCGCGACAGCGCCGCGACUCAGAUCGAUACUGCCAGCUGUGCAACGCCUGGUUCAACAACCCCGGCAUGGCUCAGCAGCAUUACGACGGGAAGAAGCACAAGAAGAACGCCACCAGAGCCGAUCUGCUGGAGCAGCUGGGCCAGACCCUGGACAUGGGGGAAAUGAAAG
Poeciliopsis prolifica (blackstripe livebearer) is the source of this 713-nucleotide messenger RNA. RefSeq names its product zinc finger matrin-type protein 4-like. Gene Ontology annotation, cellular component: nucleus. NCBI's taxonomy places the organism in Eukaryota, Metazoa, Chordata, Actinopteri, Cyprinodontiformes, Poeciliidae. The transcript has 5 exons. The record is from RefSeq and is a predicted model, not a curated record. The annotation marks the transcript as partial. Gene Ontology annotation, molecular function: nucleic acid binding; zinc ion binding.